Molecule: messenger RNA, 11210 nt
Organism: Entelurus aequoreus (snake pipefish)
Lineage: Eukaryota; Metazoa; Chordata; Actinopteri; Syngnathiformes; Syngnathidae
Gene: ptpn20
Product: protein tyrosine phosphatase non-receptor type 20
Exons: 47
Coding region: 562-7836 (2424 amino acids)
Biological process (GO): protein dephosphorylation
Cellular component (GO): cytoskeleton
Molecular function (GO): protein tyrosine phosphatase activity; protein binding
Source: RefSeq, a predicted model, not a curated record
GCGCCACCUGGACGUCCCGGUGCAGACUCCCGCAGUAAGGAGCAUGCUAGCACGCUGACUGACUUACCCCUUGCUCCAGGAGAGCCCGCAGUGUUAUGAUCAUUGUGCCGACUGGAGCUCCCGACCGACCGCCCGCCCGAGCCGCUUCGUCCUUCCCUGGGCGCCGAGUGGCGCACACCUCCGGGAGGAAGGACCCGUCAGACGGAUUAGUUGAAUCGGCGUGGCUGAUCUCUCGCCUCCGGCUAUUGGACGCUCCUGACUUGUCGCUGUCAAGCCGCGGGGAUGAUCCAAUUAUGUGUUUAGCGGCGAGGUGCUAAGAAUAGAGCAAAUUACAGCAAAGGGGGGCGAAAAAAGAAAAAAAAAAAGUUUCUCAAAUGAACGAUGCCAACCUGCAGAUCCACGCCGAAGACGAGGUGCUCUUCCCGGGGAGACGUCGAAGCAGCGAUGCGAUGAUCGGGAGGAUGACUUUGGAUCCUUGGUGGGAGCACUGAAGACGGAGCACAACGACGGACAGGAUUGGGUUACAUAUGUGACCAGGUGCAUGCUGGGAAUGUGUGCAGGAUGAGCAGCACAUUUGUCACAUUAGCAGAAGUACUGGAGGCCCGAGGGGGGCCUCUGCUGGAAGAGGAGGUCUGGUCCCUGCUGCUGGCUACUGCAGAGUGUUUAGUGGAUGCCUCCGAUAAAAGUCCUAACAAUAUGUGCAAUAUCAUCAGCCCCUCCUCCUUGCUGCUAUCAGCUACUGGUACCUUAGCGUUUAAGAACUGUGGCCUAUCGGAGGAGGCGUCGACCUUCACCGCUCCAGAGAUGCUGCAGGGCCGCGCCAGCUCCACCAAACCUGCCAUAGAGAGGAUGCUGGUGUAUUCACUGGGAAUGACUCUCUACUGGUCAGUUGAUUUUCACCUACCUCAAAAUCAGCCGGUCCAGUUGAGCGACCAUCUAAACGGCCUCCUCCUCAGCAUGUGCGAGGACGUGUCCCACCGCAGGCUCAAUCUCACCUCCAUCCUGGAAGCCUGCGAGUCCCAGCAGAAAGCCUCCAACCUGCCGCCCUCCGCCGACGUCAUCAGGCAGCUGGUGGAGGAGGUCUUCAGUGACUCUAUGGACCAGGGCUCUGACAGCGGCGUGCCACUGAGUGGGCGGAGCCAAAUGAUCAGAGAAAGGCUUCAUGUCUGUCACCUGGUGACAGGAAGAAGAGGACCAUUAGCAGACUUCACUGAAGCUUGUUCUGAAAGGAGAAGAUACUCCACAGACUCUGACUCCAAGUCGGGGAGUUUACCUCAGAGAUCUUGGAAACACAGACCAAGGAGCUCACCGACACUUCUGUACCAGUCGUCUUUGGAAAGGCUCCCCCGAGGGGCUCGUCGCAGGGACAGCACCUGCAGUUGGCUAGGUCGAAGCCCCCACCACGACGUGUCUCCGAAGGCGUCGGGCAGGUCUCACAGUCCUUCCAUCACCUUCAGUGAGUCCUCCAUCAGCCUGAGCCAGAGGAAAGCCAAGGCUUUGGGUCCAGAGUUUAUCCGAAUGGCUGACGAACAGCAAAUUGUUCUAGAGCUUCCAGGGUCUAUUGUGUCGAGAAAGGGCCGCCUGUGUUCGUCUCAGAGAGAAGUGACGGUGGUGCUGCCGAGUGGGCAGUACGUGGUGGUCCGCUGUGACGUCAAGUCUCAAGCGAGAGACGUUUUUGACAUGGUGGUGGCACACGCGAAUCUAGUAGAGCACUUCUACUUCGGGCUUGCCUUCCUGGAUGAUGAUGAAUAUUUCUUCCUGGACCACGAAACCAAGAUCUCCAAAGUGGCUCCCGACAGUUGGAAAAAAGGGCAGAUACUUUCCUUUUUGGUGUUUCUACGGGUCAAGUUUUUUGUUGACGAUAACGCCUUCAUUUUGCACAGACUGACGCGCCACCAGUACUACCUGCAGUUGCGCAAAGACAUCUUGGAGGACCGCAUUUACUGCAACGAGGAGACCGGCUUGUUUCUGGCCGCUCUCGCUCUGCAGGCUGAAUUUGGGGACUACAUGCCAGAGUUGUACGGGAAGAGCUAUUACCAGCCAGAGCAUUACGUGUCAAAGAGGAUGCUGGAGAGGCUGGCUUUGCCCAAUGUGAAGGAGGAGUUGCCGAGACUACAUGCAAGUCAUGCUCCCAUGGGACCUGAAGAGGCGGAAACAGAAUAUCUGAAGAUUGCCCAACAACUGCCAGAGUACGGAGUUAUGUUCCACCGUGUGGGCAGAGAAAAAAGGCCUGUGAUCGGAGAAUUGGUUUUGGGGAUCUGUGCCAAAGGAAUGAUUGUGUAUGAGAUGAAGAACCAGCUCCGGACUGUCACUCGACGCUUCCUCUGGAGAGAAACCGACUCGAUUUCCACUGGGCGACGUAAACUAAUCAUCGAAUGUGGUGGACCAAGUGGUAAAAAGCACAGUUUUAUAACGGAGAGCUCAAAAAUAGCACAAUACCUCCUCAACCUCUGCUCCGCACAGCACAAAUUCCACAGCGAGAUGACGUCACGACAACAGAACCAUAGUAUGAUGCCAGAUGAAAGCAUGUCAGUCUACCCGGGUUGUAACAUGAACCUGAAGCGGAUAUCGUGCUCUGAGGGCAUGUUGAACCAUGUUGGUUUAGCACCGGGUCAACCGGAGUCGCUUUCCAAAUCCUGCGAGGAUCUGACCGCCAAGUUGGAGGCUCGACUACGGCAGCAGAGAGAGAUGAGGCGGAGAAUGAGCAGGGAGAUGAACAAGGAAGGGACGGGAGAACUCAGGGAUCUGAAAGAGCGUCCCUACUGGAGCACGCCCGAGUCGAUUCCCAGGAUGAUGUCCAGCGUUUCGCUGCAGAAACAAGACUGGGAUGCUUCUUAUUCCAUACGAGUCGACACACCAACAAGGUCUUCCCCAGAGAGGGAAAUCAUCUGUGUAACCCUCAAGAAGGAUCCCAAACUUGGCUUUGGCUUUGUGAUCGUAGGUGAGGACAAUACAGGUAAACUCGACCUUGGGAUCUUCAUUGCCUCCAUUGUGCCCGAUGGACCUGCGGACAAAGAUGGACGGAUCAAAGCCGGCGGACGUCUAAUCUCCCUAAAUAAAACCAGUUUGGAAGGGGUAACGUUCAGCGAUGCUGCUGUCAUCUUACAGAGUAGUCCUGAGGAAGUGGAGUUGAUCGUGUCCCAGCCAAAACAGUGUCUAAAAGACAGUAAGAACUCCCUGUGCCAAAGCACCUUGGGGUUGGCCUUGGAGAGGAGCUUUGGCUCUCAGACCACACUAAGCGGCACAGAGUUCCGCCACGCCAUGGAUGAACUGGAGGAGGCCAUCACCCUAUCCAGCAUGGCUACCCCCAAACGGAAUCGGAAACUUCACAUUCCAGUGGUGCGAAUACACGACGCGCAGGACAUUUGCUCCAGAUCUCCUUCAGUCCUAAGUCUAAAAGCUGGGGAGAAGUUUGUAGUGGAGCUAAAGAAGAGCAGCGGGAGUCUUGGCAUCAGUGUUGCAGGAGGAAUAAACACGAACAUGAGAUAUGGAGGCAUUUAUAUCAAAAGUCUGGUGACUGGCGGUGCUGCAGACCAAGAUGGACGCAUUCAAAUUGGGGACAGACUGCUGGAGGUUGACGGCUCUAACCUGAGGGCCGUGACUCACCAACAAGCUGUCGAGUGCCUGAAGCGGACUGAGGAGGUGGUGAACCUGCUGCUAGAAAGAGAACCAACAGUCAUCUUGGAGCCCAGGACCGACAACCCCUUCCCCACCUCCAUUCACAGUGCAUCAAACGCACAGCCCCCCAGGACUGAGGUCUCCUUGGAAACAACCUUGAGUGGCCGAGCCAAGGACUACAGCUUUGUGACUGAUGAAAACACGCAUGAAGUGAUACUGAAGAAAAGUUUGUCGGGGCUAGGCUUUAGUUUCAACAUUUCCCAGCUGCACUCAGGUCCAGAUAGGGGCAGCGUGGUUCGCAUCAAGCGCCUGUUCCCCGGUCAGCCGGCCCUGGAGAGUGGUCUUUUACGAGAAGGGGACAUUAUCCUAUCUGUCAACAAAGAGCCUGUCAAGGAUCUUUCCUACCAGAGAGUUUUGUUCCUGCUUCGUGGCGCCCCUUCUGAGGUUCACCUCUUGAUCUGUCGACCCAAUCCAGGAGUGUUUUACGACGCUGAUGACAACACUCUGAGUCCUGCACCCACCAGGGAAACUCGCUCUCGCUCUCUGGACAUCCGACUAGGAGACGACUACAGCCAACUUCUUAAGUUUCAAUUCGACCUCAACAUAAAUGCUCAGAGGCCGGCCUCUGCCCUCGAAGAAGAGCUGCCCGAGACGUCAGAGAAAAGUCAAGACCCUCCUGCAGCUCCACGGUUUUCCGAGGACCAACAGAGGGAAGUCCAAGGCCAACAGACUCCUCCAUUGUCACCUCGUAAAGGGUCACCUCCCGUACCCACUUCUCCAACGACGCCAAUCUCGCCAGUCUCACCCGCAUCGCCUAUUUCACCAAUCUUGCCUCAAGUUUGCUUCCGACCAGCUCAACAAUUGUCGACGCCAACUUCCAAGAAACCAGGAGGACAAGAGGAGGUGGAGACAAAGAAGGCAAGCGAGGAUGGGGAGGUGGUUGUUGCAGCAAGUUCAGCUGCCAUAUUAAAUUACAUCUCUCCCAAGACUGCUUCAAACUCUAAGUAUGCCAGUGGUGUUCGAGAAGAGGCAGACGGAAGUGUGACUUAUUGCCUGGUGGGAAAUGGACUGACUAUCAUGGCAGAUGAGGAAUAUUUGACCAUUACUUCCACUUUGGAACCUCAACAAGGUUUUCAGUCCAAUCAAGCCACACAAACGCCAGUAUCUGACCUCACAGGCCUCAAGUCUGAGACCAUGAUCACUUCCUCAAGUUUCUCACAGACCUCCAAUACAGCAUGUAGGUUUUCACAAACCCCUAACACAUCUUCUGGUCUCUCGCAGACCUCCAACACAUCAUCUGGUUUUUCUCAGACGUCCAACCCUAUUUCCUCUCAGACAUCCAAAAUAUUGUCAAAUCUCUCUCAAACUUCCGAUACUUUGUCUAGUGUCAGCUCUCAGAAUCCCAUCACUACAUUGUCACUGCUAAACCUCUCGUCUGACACCCUGACGACUUGUGCCCUGGCGCACCCGUCUCAGCCGCUCACCACUCAGCCGUCCAAGGCCAAGCACCACCACUCACUUCUUCCACAGCAAUGCAAAUCCCUUCCCAAAAACAGCGAGCCUACUGUGCCACUCCCUCAGAAUCCCAUUCCACCAGGGAACCCCAUCACGACCCAAAUCAUUUCUUCAACACCUCCUUGCAUCAGCGCACCUGCUCCCACAGUACCCCCACCGGUCCAGAGCCACGCACAGAGGAGAGAUGAGCCAGAGAAGAACAAAAGGGAAUUUAAGGAUGAUGAUGAGGAGGAGGAAGAUGAAGAAGAGAGUAGAAGAAAGGCAUUUGUGAAAGAAUUUGAGUUGACGGUACUUCUGACCAAGUCCAGGAGUGGAAGCUUUGGGUUUACCAUCACCCGAAGCAAACUGGACAACUGCUACUACAUACAGGAAAUACUGGAGAACCCAGCAAAGUCAGACGGACGCCUCCGAGCAGGAGACAGACUUAUUACGGUAAAUGGGCAUGAUGUUACCAAAGUGGCAGAUGAAAUUGCCAUGACAAUUCUCAGGUCCUCUCCCAGGAGACUCAGUAUGACACUGGGGAGGGCUGUUACCAACCUGGUGGCGCCCCCUUCUUGUGACAGCCUGCCUGAUAUCGUCCUUUACAAGACACCUUCAGGACAGCUAGGCAUUAAAUUGACUGGCGGCAUUGGCAGCAAAUGGCAGGGCAUUUACUGCCUGGAGGUAGUGCCAGGCUCCCCGGCCAGCGAGGAGGGCAGCGUUCAACCCAAUGAUAAGAUCCUCUACAUCUGCGGCAGAUGCACUUUGGGGAUGACCCUGGAAGACGCCGUCAAAGCUUGUGAGAUCGCCCCGCGUAAAGUCAAACUCAGAAUCCUGAGAGAUGAGCAGCCAGUGCCUCCCAAGGCCAAAUGGAAUGGUCUGUUUGACUGGAAAAAGGAUAAGAAGAUUGUUGCUCGCUUUGAAGAGCCUGUCUCUCCAGAGAGAGAAUCACCACCUGAAGAUAUUGAAGCCGUUAAUAGAACUGCUGGUAACUUCAGAUGUCUGUCUGUGGCUGAACAGCAAGAUAGUUGCAUCAUGCAAGUGGAUUUUUCCAAACCAGAAGGUGGAGGUCUUGGGUUUGCUUUGAUCGGAGGGACCAAUGGCAGCAUGCUUAGGGUGAAAGAAAUCUGCUCUGGUGGUGUGGCUGAGCAAGAUGGUCGUCUAAGAGUGGGAGAUAUUCUUUUAGAGGUGAAUGGUGUCAUUGUGUCUGGACUGAGCCACAGUAAAGUGGUGGAUCUUCUGCGUAAAGCCGAGGGCACGGUGCAGCUCACCAUCUGCAGAGACAUCCUGCCGCUGACCUAUUCCGAGUCACCCACACCACCCAAUAUGGCCACAGAGACCGACACUGUCAUGGCGGAGCAGCCGGUUACCACCUCUGAUGCUUCAACCUCACCAGACACUAUGCUGAAUAAGCCAGUGAAGCGCCCGCCUGAACCGACUGCUGAGUGUGUGUUUAAUGAAUCGGGUGUGUUAGUCACCACGCCUCCUCCUCCUCCACGACAACUGACCGUGGUGACGGAUGAAACGGCACUCGAUGAGGAGAGCUGUGACAGCACUCCUUCUCACCAAGCUUGCUGCCCGUCACUGAACGUCACUGAAAUGUUGCACGGAGCUUCUGACAGGAGACAAAUUGUGACCAAACUGUUGGACCGGUCCUGCAAAGGCACCCGGAAACCCCAAUCGGACGGCUGGAGCAGCGAAGAAGACACAGACGACGUGUUUGACGUCGCUGGUCAUCAAAUGACCUCGUCCCAGACAGGCCCUCCUAUAGUAACAGAGGAGGAACUGGCCAGUUUAGCCCUCAUUAGCCCGACGGGAAGCAACCAGUAUUCAGGAUCCAGGGUCAAAGCCCUCAUUCAGAUACUGCAGCAUCAACUAGACCAGCAGGAACUGAUCAAAGAAUUCAUGGCUCUGGAGCACCUGAAGCCUUCUGACGACUGUCUGAUGGGAAAAGCCCCUGAGAACAGAGACAAGAACCGCUACAGAGACAUCUUACCCUACGACAAAACCCGCGUCAGCCUGGGCGAGAACGGCGAAUACAUCAACGCCAGCUAUAUCCGUGUGCAAGUCGGGAGUGAAGAAGUCUCCUACAUCUCCUGCCAAGGGUCGCUACCCUCCACGGUGUCGGCAUUCUGGCAGAUGAUCUGGGAAAACAAAUCGGACGUGAUAGCCAUGAUGACGCAGGAAGUGGAAAGGGGAAGGGUCAAAUGUCACAAGUACUGGCCAGAGAAGAUGAGCGAACCCCUUGACACGGGCAAGUAUCAGGUCCACCUGGAGAACCAGCAGUACUUGGAGUACAUCCACAUCAAGCUCAUCCGUGUCGUGGAAAAGGAGACGGCUGAGAGCCACACUGUCCAUCACCUGAAGUUCACACACUGGCCCGAUCACGGUGUUCCGCACUACUCCGAGCACCUGGUUCGCUUCAUCCGCUACCUGCGCUCCGUACACAGCAAGGGGCCCGUCACGGUCCACUGCAGCGCCGGCAUCGGACGCUCGGGAGUUCUCAUCUGCACUGACAUUAUUCUCAGACUCAUUGAGAAGGAUUUGCCUAUCAACGUCAGCAACAUCGUAAAGGAGAUGAGACUUCAGCGGCACGGGAUGAUUCAGACCAAGGAACAGUACCUCUUCUGCUACAAAGUCUGGUUGGAGGUUUUACAGGGCAUUUUACAGCUCCACGGCACCCAGUGGCAGCCGGAAAGUCCCCAAGACCACAAAAUUGUUUGAAUGUUUGCGUUUGUGCGAGCGAGCGCACACCUUCCUACAACACGCUUGACUGUUUUCAUACAGCGUGUGUGUGUGUGUAGGCACUUACAUACAGUACAUGUCCUCCUUGUGUGUUUGUCUUUAGACCUCCGAGGGAAUUCUCACAUUUUUCAGGCUUAGUGAUCUGCCUUAUAUCUCCUUUAUUUGAUCGGAUUAUGUCUCUCAAUGGCGUUAAGUUUGCAAAUUGCCAUCAUUUGUCAUUAGUAGUUUAAAAGGUAGGACUGAUCUCCAGGUCACCAGUGCAUAAGCAUCGGAUCAUCUUACCAAAGUUUAUUAUCUGAUAAGUCGACGGAUGUGAGUUGUUUUUAUUUCAUUAAGUGCAUUUGUACCCUGGACGAAAAACUAGGGCUUUCGGGCAAAAAGAACAUUAUUGAUUGUGCGAAUCAUCUAAAGGAAUGAAAAGAAUCAAGUGCCUUGGAAUGACUCGUGCGCCGCUUCGACCCUGAGCUGCUAGUCACAAGUGGACGGACCGCGGAUUUGACCCGAAUGUGCGGAUUUUGGUCUUUUUUGCUGUUAAGUAUUUGCUUAAUCCAAAGCACAGACAAGUUCGUGGUCACAGUGUAAAGAUUUGUUGUUUUUUUUCGGAGCCCAUUUUUGUAUGAAAAAAAAAACCCUGCAGAUAAGUUAACAUAACACAUUUAUACAUUUUCAGUUCCCGCUGAAAAGGCUUACCGUAUUUUUCGGACUAUAAGUCGCAGUUUUUUUUUCAUAGUUUGGCCGGGGGUGCGACUUAUACUCAGGAGCGACUUAUGUGUGAAAUUAUUAACACAUUACCGUAAAAUAUCAAAUAAUAUUAUUUAGCUCAUUCACGUAAGAGACUAGACGUAUAAGAUUUCAUGGGAUUUAGCGAUUAGGAGUGACAGAUUGUUUGGUAAACGUAUACAGUGUUUCCCAUAAACUGCCAAGAUACCUGUGGCGGUGGGGGCGUGGCUAUGGGCGUGGUCACCAUGACAUCAUCGAGUAAUUUGCAUAAUGUACUACAAUGAUAUGAUUUUCUCUAAAUAGGCUCAAAAAAUGUAUACUUACUAAUUAAUAAUAACAGUUUUGUUUUAAACGUCCAUCCAUCCAUUUUACAAUAUAAUUACAACACUUUAUGUACAUAUUUAUAUACAGAAUUGAACAAUAAGUUAUUCACUGAAAUAUAUUUAUUAAUUGUGGUUCUUACAAAAAAUAUAUCUUAUAAAAUAUAAAAGCUAAAAUGUCUCUUAAAGCUCUGCCCCUUUAAUUAGUGCAUACUAAAUAAUUUAACUUUAGCCUACUACUACAACCAUAUUAUUUACCAGCAACAUAAAGUUAAACAGAGGCAGAGGUGUCCUGCCACAGUCAGUAACAAAUAAACAGAAAACAGUAGUGGUCAAAUACAAAUAAGGCAACAAGAGACACUUCUCUUUUGUAAAGUAAAUCUGAACAGCCGAUAUGGGCAUCUACAUCAACUAUAUGAUUUGCCUGAGAAACUGGACAGGACAAAAAAAAAAAGAAAAAAAAAAUCUAUUUGUGGCGGACGUAAUUCUUUCGUGGCGGGCCGCCACAAAUAAAUGAAUGUGUGGGAAACACUGGUAUAGCAUGUUCUAUAUGUUGUAGUUAUUUGAAUGACUCUUACCAUAAUAUGUUACGUUAACAUACCAGGCACGUUCUCAGUUGGUUAUUUAUGCCUCAUAUAACGUACACUUAUUCAGCCUGUUGUUCACUAUUCUUUAUUUAUUUUAAAUUGCCUUUCAAAUGUCUAUUCUUGGUGUUGGGUUUUAUCAAAUAAAUUUCCCCCAAAAAUGCGACUUAUACUCCAGUGCGACUUAUAUAUGUUUUUUCCCUUCUUUAUUAUGCAUUUUCGGCCGGUGCGACCUAUACUCCGGAGCGACUUAUACUCCGAAAAAUACGGUAAGCGCCCUGUUACAAACGAUAUGUUCCGGUUGAAUUUGUGAUUACAGCCUUUAUCUGUUUUCACUGGCUAUUUUAAUACAUGCAAUUCUAUUGAAUGAGGUUUACAUAAUGUACAGGAACAAAACAACGACUGAUUUAUACCUCUACUUUUUAGCUGCUAUCGCACGCUCAUCGGCCCCUUCUACACAGCCUGCCUUUUUUUUCUGCGUGGUUCUUCUUUUUGGAGGUAAUACCAGAGCCGUAACUGUGUCUAAGGGUAUUCAGCACUUGUCCCUCCGGUUUGUGUUGAAAGCAAUUGACUUAAGUGUUUUAUAAGCUUAUCUAAUUUCCUCAUUCUGUAUUAAGAGUUACAGUUUUGACUCCGUGCAGCAAUUUUUGCAGGAUCUCUGUGUAAAAGGGGCUCCGCGCGCACACACCAGCUCCUAUACUGCAUGCGCACUCUUAAAGGAGUUGACUUGAACAUGAUGUGGAAUGUAACAAAACCAAGCAAUAGUGUAGAGAGCCAUCACUCUGAAAAUGUGAAUGCUUUUUUUUUUUUCCUCCCCUUGUUGGAACGCGAGCGAGCACAUUGCGGUUUGAUGUGUGAACAAAUGCCGACUGUGAAGAAGGUGCUUGAGCAUCGUGAAAUGUAAUAAUCCUUACUUGCACUGCUGCGUAUCUAUGCUAUAAAUGCAUAACUUGUCACUGCUAUAUGUAACCCCCCCCAAAUGGAACAACCUCUCUUAUUAAAAACUAUACUGAGAUGUGCUCGUGCGUUUUUUUAGCGCCCCCUGACACCCCGACGCGCUGUAACUCAACUUGAACAACGGAACAGGCGCUGAGCGGCAACAAGGGAGAAGGACAGGGCCUUAAAUCUAAUUCCACCGAGCACCUCGCCACUUUUUACUGCGGGCUGUGCUCCCUCUCGGGUUUUACUGCAGGGUAAAUAAGCGGCUCUCACAGAGGGCUUUGUGACAGCCUGGAAACGCACUGCACGCUCUGCACGCACGUCGACCUGACUUCGAGGGAAAGGCGGUCUCGAAGGAGCAAGAUGGACUCCCCCGCUUCCUGUCUGUGCUUGCAACCAAUGUGCUAUCACUCACUUUGACGUCAAUAAACAUGCUGUAAUUAUAAAUGCUGCAUAAACAGUAAUAAACUGCAUAGGUGUGGGCUCAACGCUUAACAUUUUCAAGACAGUAAUCUCUCGUUUGUCGCCGGACAUGACCGCGAUAAUACAUUUCCGCGAAGUAAGAAUCGUUAAUAAUAAAUGAAAAAAUAACAAAAAACUGUUUACUACAAAACCCAAAACCAGUGAAGUUGGCACGUUGUGUAAUUGGUAAAUAAAAACAGAAUACAAUGAUUUCAAAAUCAUUUUCAACUUGUAUUAAAUUGAAUAGACUGCAAAUACAAGAUAUUUAAUGUUUGAACUGAGAACUUUUUUUUUUUUUUUGCAAAUAAUCAUUAACUUAGAAUUUAAU